Messenger RNA from Ustilaginoidea virens, 321 nucleotides. RefSeq lists its product as uncharacterized. Gene Ontology annotation, cellular component: PAM complex, Tim23 associated import motor. Gene Ontology annotation, biological process: protein import into mitochondrial matrix. Gene Ontology annotation, molecular function: ATPase activator activity. The transcript has 3 exons. Bases 1 to 321 code for a protein of 106 amino acids. Lineage: Eukaryota; Fungi; Ascomycota; Sordariomycetes; Hypocreales; Clavicipitaceae. The record is from RefSeq and is a predicted model, not a curated record.
AUGUCCUCCAUCUUUGCCAUUGGCGCCGGCGCAGCCGUCGCUGCCUUCCUGGGCCGAGCAGGUCUCGUUGCGUGGCGUCGCUCCCGCGGCGGCGUAGGAGCCAUGGGCAAAGCAUUCUACAAGGGAGGCUUCGAGCCCAAGAUGACCAAGAAGGAGGCCUCGCUUAUCCUGUCCCUCAAUGAGCGAGCUCUCACCAAGGACAAGGUUCGAAAGGCCCACCGAACCAUCAUGUUACUGAACCAUCCCGAUCGGGGCGGCAGUCCGUACCUGGCGACCAAGGUCAACGAGGCAAAGGAGUUUCUCGAUAAGCAGGCGAAUUGA